UUCUUUCAGAUUUUCUCUCCGUUCUGGAUGGUCAACGAAACCGGCAAGAUGUUGACUUACAAGGGCGACGACCAGUUCAAUACCUUCUAUCAUCCUGGAGAUACGCGUAGUCCAGUUUUGUUCGCUCCGUCGAAGCACGUCGAGAUGACGAAGAAGCAAGGUUUCAAGUUACGUGUCUCGGGUUCGGAGUUUUCCGAUCGGGUGCCUUUGGACAACGUCGGUGAUGUUGGACUCGUGUCUUGUACUUCGAAAGAUCAAAUAUUCCAG
Notodromas monacha is the source of this 267-nucleotide messenger RNA. The record is from the annotation of a GenBank genome assembly. NCBI's taxonomy places the organism in Eukaryota, Metazoa, Arthropoda, Ostracoda, Podocopida, Cyprididae.